AUGUCAGAUUCCAACACAACCGAUUUCACCAACCCCUCCACCUUCAUCCUGCUGGGUAUUCCUGGCCUGGAGGUGGCCCACGUCUGGAUCUCCAUCCCCUUCUGCACCAUGUACGUCAUAGCCAUCCUGGGGAACUUCACCAUCCUGUUCAUUGUGAAGAUGGAGUCGAGCCUACAUGGCCCCAUGUACUAUUUCCUCUGCUUGCUGGCUGUCACCGACCUGGUCGUGUCUACGUCCAUCCUGCCCAAAAUGCUGAGCAUCUUCUGGUUCAGUGCUAGGGAGAUCAGUUUCAGUGCCUGCCUCACCCAGCUGUAUGUCUUUCACUCCUUCUCAGUGAUAGAGUCAGGAAUCUUCGUGGCCAUGGCUUUUGAUCGCUAUGUGGCCAUUUGUGAUCCCCUGAGACAUGCAACCACACUGACAAACCCUGUGGUGGCUAAGAUCAGCCUGGCCGUGGUGCUGCGUGGCAGCAUGCUCAUAUUACCCUACCCCUUCCUGUUGAAGCGGUGGCCAUAUUGCAGAACCAACAUCAUCCCUCAGCCAUACUGUGCCCACAUGGCCGUAUUGAAGCUGGCCUGUGCCGACAUCCGCAUCAGCAGUUACUAUGGCCUCUUUGUACUAUUCUGUGUGAUGGGUCUAGAUGUCAUUUUUAUUAUUUUGUCCUAUACUCAGAUCCUCAGGGCCAUCUUCUCCCUCCCCACAAAGGAUGCUCGUCUCAAGACUUUGGGCACCUGUAGCUCCCACCUAUGUUCCAUCUUAGUGUUUUACAUCCCAGGUCUAUUCUUCUCUCUCUCUUACCGGUUUCAACAGAAUGUGCCCCUUCAUUUCCAUGUUCUCAUUGUCAAUGUGUACUACCUGAUGCCCUCCAUGCUGAAUCCCAUCAUCUACGGGGUGAGGACCAAACAGAUCCGGGGCAGGGUGCUCCGGCUCUUUACUCUUAAAGGGACUUAA
Molecule: messenger RNA, 948 nt
Organism: Gopherus evgoodei (Goodes thornscrub tortoise)
Lineage: Eukaryota; Metazoa; Chordata; Testudines; Testudinidae
Product: olfactory receptor 52B2-like
Exons: 1
Coding region: 1-948 (315 amino acids)
Biological process (GO): G protein-coupled receptor signaling pathway
Cellular component (GO): membrane
Molecular function (GO): G protein-coupled receptor activity; olfactory receptor activity
Source: RefSeq, a predicted model, not a curated record